GGAGAAACAGGAAAGUGGAGCUGAACAAGUGUGAAGCCUGAGAAGGUGAAGAGGUUGUGUGGAGAUUCUACAACUUGUAUUUUGCAGUGUAAUGGAGUAGCAAGCCACAGGAAAAGCUUUAAAUUCAACUUUGCAAGCUGGAAAUGAAGCAAAUGAUAUAGCGAAGUCUAUAUGACGUAAUUGGAUUGAAAAUUACAACCUGUCAUGGUCUCUGCGCCUGGCAGAGUACAGAUAUACAAUGAUCGCUACUACUGGUUCCAGUGGACUUUAUAAAGCUCCGUUAUCCAAAGGCCUUCUCCUUAUCCCAGGUGCUCUCUCAGUUUUACUUGCACUCCUGUUUCAGCAGCAGCAGCAAGCAUUCUUUGUAUAUGAUGUACAAGCAAUAAAAGACAGUUUUCAUAUAUGGAGACUAUUCUUUGGGAGAAUCAUAUGUCUGGAUCUGAAGGAUACUUUUUGUAGCAGUUUACUUGUAUAUAAUUUUAGAACAUUAGAGAGACGUUUUGGCACGCGAAAAUUUACGUCAUAUUUAUUAUGGUCGUGGAUACUCUCCGCAGUUUUAGAUCUUCUCCUUGUUGAAGCUGUACAAGUUGUGACUGGUCUAAGCCUCAGCACUUUACCAUCAGGAUUUUUAGCUCCGGUGUUUGCUCUGUUUGUUCCAUUUUAUUGUUCUGUGCCACAAGUAUCCUUGGCUCAUAUAUUUGGGUGGUUUCCGAUCACAAACAAAACAUUAGUAUACAUCGUGGGAUUACAGCUUUUGACCUCAAGUCCAUACAUGCUGGUGGUUGCAGUAAGUGGGCUGAUUUCAGGAUUUUUGUACAAGAAAAAUGUCCUGAGUGUUCAGCAAGUUGUAUACAUCCCUAACAGGGUAGCAGAAAUCUUCUCCCGUACUGUAGAGCCAAUAUUCUCAUCUGCUGAGCCUGUCAGUGAAGCCAGUGUUGGGAUGGGAGCAACUGUGGAUAUACAGAGGCAGCAGAGGAUAGAGCUGCUGGACCAGCAAAUAAUGCUUUCCCAAAUUUCCCAGGUGGGAAGACGACGACAAGAGCAGGGAGGGAUGUUUGUUUGGAAUCGCUUAUUUCAACCAUUACGGCAACGACACACGGUGAAUCAAGCAGAACCACAGGCACCUCCUCCUCCAGCUCCUGAGGAACAGGUUGCACAACUGAUGGAGAUGGGAUUCUCCAGAGCUGAUGUCUUAACUGCACUAAGGGCUUCAAACAAUGAUGUCAACUCGGCUACCAACUUUUUAUUACAGCGGUGAUAUUCAGGGAAAUUUGCAAUAUUAUUUUCUGCUCAUGUUCUAUCCAAAGAUCCUUUUUUAUAUGUAUUACACUUGAACAAAGUGUUUGCUGUAUUUUUACACACUCUGCAAGCCUACUAC
Nanorana parkeri is the source of this 1378-nucleotide messenger RNA. RefSeq names its product UBA domain containing 2 (gene UBAC2). The transcript is spliced from 10 exons. The record is from RefSeq and is a predicted model, not a curated record. Gene Ontology annotation, molecular function: protein binding; serine-type endopeptidase activity. Bases 239 to 1258 code for a protein of 339 amino acids. NCBI's taxonomy places the organism in Eukaryota, Metazoa, Chordata, Amphibia, Anura, Dicroglossidae.